This is a messenger RNA of Sugiyamaella lignohabitans, 1281 nucleotides long. RefSeq names its product Gef1p (gene GEF1). Gene Ontology annotation, molecular function: voltage-gated chloride channel activity. The record is from RefSeq and is a predicted model, not a curated record. Gene Ontology annotation, cellular component: membrane; Golgi apparatus; early endosome. Gene Ontology annotation, biological process: chloride transport; transmembrane transport. The transcript has a single exon. NCBI's taxonomy places the organism in Eukaryota, Fungi, Ascomycota, Dipodascomycetes, Dipodascales, Trichomonascaceae. Bases 1 to 1281 code for a protein of 426 amino acids.
AUGCUCAUCGCUGUCAUAACUGGAUGUGUGACAUUUUUCAAUCCCUAUACAUCUAAAUCAGUGUCAGAACUACUGUAUGAUCUUGCUAGUCCUUGUAAUGAGAGUAGUCGUGCAUUAACUUUGUGCCCAAGUGAGCCUAGCAAGAUACCAGCACUACUCGGAUCUUUGGGUUGUGCGCUGUUAAUAAAAGUGGUCCUCACCUCAGUUACUUUUGGAGUCAAAGUACCUGCUGGAAUAUAUGUUCCAUCCAUGGUAAUUGGUGCCCUGUAUGGAAGAAUAUUCGGACUGACUCUGAAAUACAUCGAUUUUAAACAAUCCGGUAUGUUGAGUCAGUUAUACGGCUUAGAUACAAUGCCCAUUGGAGGUCCAUAUGCUAUGGCUGGAGCAGGAGCUUUCCUAGCCGGUGUUACGAGAAUGAAUAUAACUCUGGCAACCAUCUUAUUUGAACUGACUGGGUCUCUUAACCAUGUACUUCCAUUUUCGAUAGCUAUUUUGGUUUCAAACUGGGUUGCCAAUGCUAUUGAGCCCGAUAGUUUAUACGAACUGUUACUUGAAAGGAACAAUUUUCCAUAUUUGGACAAUCGUCAGACUAGAUCAUUUGAUUCUUCCUUGGCUGAUUUAGUCAACCGCGUCGGACCAAAUGAGUUGAUAGAUGUUGGAGACUGCACCCAUGUCAGCUCCCUUACACUCCGCUCUAUGGCUUCCAUGCUGCAAAUGAGAGGUGAAUUUGAUGGCUGUAUCCCAUUGAUAAAAGGACCGAUUCUAGUUGGGAUUAUUUCCGUUCCUCAGUUGGAUUUUGCUCUCGAUAGACUUCAACAGUAUUGUAAUGCACUUGGCGUUACUGAUCCGAUAAUGUGUAAGCUGUCAGUUCGGGACCAGGAUGUACGUCGCUAUCAUCAUUAUUAUACAAGCUCUAGCGACCUUUCGAGGAAUAUGGAUAAUGAUAACUCAGGCCAGCAACGAACAUUUUUCGAUUCGGUAGUAUUCACACCAAGACCAACAAGACAGGACUCUCCCGAUGAUGACGCUAGUAGUGGCAGCAGCUAUGGAAACCUUUCACCGCUGAGAGUAGACCCAAUACUAGUUGAGUUGAGCGAUUUCACGAAAUUCAUAGACAGAGCACCUAUUAUGCUUGAUAUUCAUUCUCCUCUAGCAUUGGUUGAGAUGAUGUUUACAAAAUUGGGAACUCGGUUAAUAUGUGUCUCGCGAGAAGGAAAGUUUGUUGGCAUACUCCAUCGCAAGAAGUAUAUUGAGUUUUGUCAUAGCGAUAAGAGCAAGUAG